AAUAGCUCCAGUCUUGUUACCACCACCCCACUUGCACCGCUUGUGUUCCUUGAGUUUCCUGGGGCCCAAUUUUGUUUUGUACAACUUCAGAAUGAAGCUCUUCAUCGGGGCACUGAUUCUGUGCUUGUCUCUGAGUGGAGGGAAAUGCACCGAAGAAACUAUGCAGGAUACUGCCAUUCCCCCACCUCCACUGCCAGAGGAAAGCUCCUAUUCUGACUGGGGGAUUGGGACCAUCCGGGAUGGCAUUGAAGCUGUUAAUAGCUAUUUUGACUUUGUCUCCGAGCUGUUAGGAGGGAAGAAUGGAGUCUGUCAAUACAGGUGCAGAUAUGGGAAAGCUCCACUGCCUAGACCAAGUUAUAAAUCUCCAGAACCCAAUGGCUGUAGCUCCUAUUUCCUGGGUCUCAAGGUACCGGAAAGUCUUGAUAUGGGCAUCCCAGCCAUGACUAAGUGCUGCAACCAGCUGGAUAUAUGUUAUGAUACCUGUGGGGCUAAUAAAUAUCGCUGCGAUGCCAAGUUUCGUUGGUGCAUGCAGUCCAUCUGCUCUGACCUUAAACGUAGCCUUGGUUUUGUCUCCAAGGUCGAAGCAUGUGAAUCAGUAGCGGAUACGAUCUUCCAAACGGUCAGGACCCUGGGCUGCCGCCCCUUCAUGAACAGCCAAAGAAGUGCCUGCAUCUGUAAUGAAGAAGAACGAGAUGAAUUGUGAAAUGAGCAUCAGGCUGUUUGAUAGUGUGACAAUGGUAGCUUCAGGCAUCCUUUGUUUACAAGAGGCUUGGUCUUCUAUCUUCUGGAACAGGUGCAAGUUUCUUAGCUGUGGGGCUUGGGAAUAAGCUUCUUGUGACCACAAAUGCAUUAAUUGCAGUUUGUCAAGUGAACAUGAUUGAGAAAGCAAUUCCAAAAAGCAAUGGAAUUGCUUGGUCUGACACCCUAAUCUGUUCCGAGGUCUGACACCCUCAUCUGUUCUAUCCGAUGACUUCUGUCCACUUCCCAGAGCAUCUGCUUGACUUAGAGAUGACGCUUAAUGCAAGAAGAGCAUCUGAGAUGUGUGUGAGCAGUCCAGACAUAAAAGAAGAUCUAGAGGCUGCAGGAUGACACUGAUAAUAGUGCACUAAUUUGCAGCCAAUAUACAUAUAUAUUGAUUUUCACCAGAUACUGUUGCUUUUGCUUUUCAAGUGAAACAAAACCAUGGAAAUCUGACGUUCCUGGAAAAAGAAGUCCAUCAAUAUUUACUAGAUUACCAAGUACAGUACUCAGUUUGACACAGAAUAUGAGGUUGUGGGCAUCUGCUUGAAGAUAAACGAGAGAAGAACACCAAGAUCAGAGUAUGAAGUCAUUGCAUAAUACUCAUUUUAUUUUCACUAGAACAUUGUUCCAGUUAAAGAGAAAAAAUAUGGAUUAUCUUAUAAUAAGAAAAAGGUAUAAAUGGUACAUGUGUAAGAAAAAUAUGAAAUGCAGAGCAUUCUAAACUUUUAUUAAAUAACAUAUAUAGUUUAAAAUAAUAUCAGAGAUUGCAAGAAACUUCUAGAAUCAUUCUAUUCUAAUUCUAGAAUAGAAGUACUAGUAUUCUACAACUUCAAGUGGCACAACUAUAUAUAUCUGAGACACGUAAAACUCUUGGGCCCUCACGAUUCUUUUUCUAUACCCUCCACUUUAAAAUUGAAGCAUUCUGAUAGAUUGCCCAUUGCUCUCUGAAGAAAGGAGAACUGACAUUUCUUCUCUGAACAUAACUUAAUGGAAUUAAACUGCCUUCUGAUGAGAUUGAAGUAUUUGAAGCUGCUUUUUGUACUGCAGCAACUGGGUUUGCGUUGUCCAACCUUUUACAUCAGAUGGAUUGGUUCUUUCUCACAAUCCCCGCAAGAAAACUUUCCCCUUCCUCUGUUUUUGCAAUUCUGUGAGAGAGAUGCUGUCUAUCAGGAAUGUUUCAUUGGAUCCCCAAAUUCUUGUUAUCGUUGUACACAGCAGUAUCAUAGCAUCCUGAUGAAAAGUAUACAAGCGGCAAAGGUUUUUUGAAUCAAGAGGGAGAAAGAGAAAAUUUGCAUGAAAUCAGCUCUCACAUGUGAGAAUAUGAGUUUUCAAAAAAUACAUAUUUAGCAAGUUAAAACUUGUGCAAUUUUCAGCACUGUAAAUAUCAAGAACUUUUUUCCAAAGUUAUUUUUGGGGGUGGGGGCAGGGGUGAUUACAGACAAUAUAGACUGAUGCAUAGUUUCUUAAAUCAGCAUGGAGAGCUAGCAUAAAUAAAGUCAUUGGAAGACAUUUCCUGAUAAUUCCAUAAAGAAAAAAAAGGGGGGCAAGAAAGAGAUAAUAGUAAGCUGUGCAGUGGUAGCAACAGAUUUCCAAACUCCGUAACAGUGAAAUCUAUAAAAUUUUCUGGAAAAAAAUGUAUUUAAAUGUCCCAAUUUUCCCUUUAGCAAAUUGAAUAAUUCAAAAUUUAUCCUAUCAGUUUCCAUAGCUGCACAGCCAAGUUUUACAGUAUGAAUUUGGGCAUGCUGAAAACUUUAUUAAUCUGUGCAUUAAUCUGGGAACAGGAAAGUUUUCAACCCUUGUAUGACCUGCAAAUCACCAUUCUUUUCCUUCCCAUUUGCAAGAUUUUCUCAGUUAUCCCUGAGAACACUCUCACCAUCUGUUGAAGUGCUAAGAAAGCAUUCGAAAUGACUAGUGCUCCUUCCACACAACCACAACGCUGACUACCCAAUCAUCACUAACAUUUUUCUACCACUGCUUUGCAAGAGUGAUUCCCUUCCCUUUGCUGCAGCUGGCCAAUGGGGGUAUAUUAACAUUUGCUUUUCGUGGGGUUAGGAUUCCCCCCCCCCAAAGAAACUUAUUAUUCUGCAGUGGCACAGAGAAAACAUCUCUCAAAACAGCCCCAAAGUAGUAGAGCAAUAGUGCAAAUUAUCACAAAACCUUCAUUUCAGGAGGGGAGAGAAAAUCUUAGGAAUGGGGAGGCUGGGGAAGAUAGGAAUUCCAAAUGGGAAUUGCCUAUCUCACAGCUAGGGAGGAGGACACAACUGUCUUUGCUGUGUCUCCUUUAGAUCAGCAGCCAAUUAACUUCUGAAAUUAAUUGACUCAGAAGAAAAGACUGCCAGGAGCAUCAAAGCAUCGGGAGGGCAUACAAGGACAGUGCCUAUCUGAGAUCAGUAGGGAAAGGUCCUCGAUCCAUGAAAUCAUAAUUAAGCCUAUGAGGAUUUCAACUCUUCAGAAAACAAUCCAACAAACAAGCAUGACAAUUUAAUAUGUUGACACAUUACUGCCACAGUCCCUGUCCCAGCUGUUAUCCCAAUGUCACUACAGGCAUACCUCGUUUUAUUGCGCUUCACUUUAUUGCGUUUCACAGAUAUUGCGUUUAUCAAACAGCAUUGCAUGCUACAGAGAAAUCUUCCGUGAAAGGAAGAGUCAGUCGAUGGAGAAAUUGUUGCCUAAUCUUAAGAUUUUUUUAAACUAAGGUAUAUGUACACUGGGGUUUUUUUUUACACACAAUGCUAUUGCAGACUUAAUAAACGAUAGUCUAGUAUAAACAUAAUUUUUAUAUGUACUGGGAAACCAAAAAAUUCACGUGACUCGCUUUAUUGCGAUAUUCGCUUUAUUGUGGUGGUCUGGAACCGAACCCACAAGAUCUCCGAGGUAUGCCUGUACUGCUUUACAGAAACUCAGGAUUUUGAUAUGUAUGAAGAAUUAUUUAGAUGAAUACAAAAAGGGGUAGAGCUUCCACUGUACAGCUGUAGCUCCAUCUUGACUUUUUUUGAACCCCUUCCUGCGGAUGUCCGUGCAUUUUUGGCUGUGCUUUGAAUAAAUCAUGUCUAAUUGGA
Molecule: messenger RNA, 3800 nt
Organism: Python bivittatus (Burmese python)
Lineage: Eukaryota; Metazoa; Chordata; Lepidosauria; Squamata; Pythonidae
Gene: PLA2G12B
Product: phospholipase A2 group XIIB
Biological process (GO): triglyceride homeostasis; phospholipid metabolic process; arachidonate secretion
Cellular component (GO): extracellular region
Molecular function (GO): calcium ion binding; A2-type glycerophospholipase activity
Source: RefSeq, a predicted model, not a curated record